AUGGCGAGUCUUUUCUGCACCCUGGUGUUCGCUCUUGAUGCUUUGUUCGCAUCACCUGGUUGCGAAGCCACGAUUGUGUACACCUAUGGCAUUUUCCUUGGCAAGGUUCCUUCAACUUGCAGAGUGCGUGAGCUCAAGGAUGCUCUCCAGAACCGAAAUGUUCAGCCAAUGGACAUCACAUGGCGAGGCAGAAGCGGAUUUGCCUUUCUGCGUUUCACUGGCCCUGUUGAAGAGUGUGAUGACAUUCUUACAAAACUGGAAGGCCUCACCCUCCAAGAGCAGCCUGUUCUGGUGGAGAAGGCAAAGGACAAGGGUGAUGAGCAGCACCUCUCUGAGCCGCAGCAGCAGGAGCACCAGGAGUUGGAGGAAAAGCAGGAGGUACCAAAUGUAGCAGUUGUAGAGGGAGAAGCUAGGUGAAGCCCCUGUGUUUCUUAAAGAAUGGGGUAGGGCAUUAACGUUCUUAUUUUCUCUUGCUCAUUUGUUU
This is a messenger RNA of Penaeus vannamei (Pacific white shrimp), 484 nucleotides long. The record is from RefSeq and is a predicted model, not a curated record. NCBI's taxonomy places the organism in Eukaryota, Metazoa, Arthropoda, Malacostraca, Decapoda, Penaeidae.